UAGAAGAAAGAAAAGUGCGUGCGUGCGUGCGUGCGUUGGAGAGAGGGGAAAAGGCCAUUUUUAGACAUAGAGAGAGAGAGAGAGAGAGAAGAGAGAUCCAUCGGCGGUCGUCGGAGAAUUUCGGUACUUCACGGCUUUCUGUUCCAAUCGGCAAGAAGAGCCUAAUUCAACGGAGGCGGAGGCGAUUUGUCCAGAGGAAACGUAAUCAUGGUGUUCUUCAGGACUGUAUCUGCACUUUCCAGGCUGCGUUCUCGUGCUGCGGAGCAGCAGUCAGCUCUCCGGAACUCGGUUCGAUGGCUUCAGAUGCAGAGCUCCUCUGAUCUAGACCUUCACUCGCAGUUGAAGGAAUUGAUUCCAGAACAACAGGAGCGUCUGAAGAAGCUUAAAUCUGAGCAUGGAAAGGUCCAAUUGGGAAAUAUUACUGUUGACAUGGUACUCGGUGGCAUGCGAGGAAUGACAGGAUUGCUAUGGGAAACUUCAUUGCUUGACCCAGAUGAGGGUAUUCGUUUUCGUGGUCUCUCCAUCCCUGAAUGCCAAAAGUUACUACCAGCUGUGAAACCUGGUGGAGAGCCACUUCCUGAGGGUCUUCUUUGGCUCCUUUUAACAGGAAAGGUUCCCAGCAAAGAGCAAGUGGAUGCACUAUCAAGUGAAUUGAGAAGCCGUGCAGCUGUUCCAGAUUACGUGUAUAAGGCUAUCGAUGCUCUACCAGUGACAGCUCAUCCGAUGACUCAGUUUGCAACUGGUGUAAUGGCCCUUCAGGUGCAAAGUCAAUUCCAAAAGGCAUAUGAGAAGGGGAUUCAUAAAUCUAAGUACUGGGAGCCUACAUAUGAGGACUCUCUUAGUCUAAUUGCUCGUGUUCCAGUUGUCGCUGCCUAUGUUUAUCGAAGGAUGUACAAGAGUGGUGAUGUUAUACCCACAAAUGAUUCUCUGGAUUAUGGGGGUAAUUUCUCUCACAUGCUUGGAUUUGAUGACCCUAAAAUGCAAGAGCUCAUGAGGCUAUAUGUCACAAUUCACAGUGAUCAUGAAGGGGGGAAUGUUAGUGCUCACACGGGCCACCUUGUAGCUAGUGCACUUUCAGAUCCCUAUCUUUCAUUUGCAGCUGCAUUGAAUGGUCUAGCUGGUCCACUCCAUGGUUUGGCUAAUCAGGAAGUGUUGCUUUGGAUCAAAUCUGUUGUAGAUGAGUGUGGAGAAAAUAUUUCUACCGAGCAGUUAAAAGACUAUGUUUGGAAGACAUUGAAUAGUGGAAAGGUGGUUCCGGGAUUUGGUCAUGGAGUGCUCCGUAAAACAGACCCCAGAUACACAUGUCAGAGGGAGUUUGCACUGAAGCACUUACCUGAUGAUCCGCUAUUCCAGCUGGUGUCCAAGCUCUAUGAAGUGGUGCCUCCUAUUCUCACCGAGUUGGGGAAGGUAAAAAACCCGUGGCCGAAUGUUGAUGCGCACAGUGGAGUUCUACUGAAUCACUUUGGACUGACCGAAGCUAGGUACUACACUGUUCUUUUCGGUGUAUCGAGGAGCAUCGGCAUAUGCUCUCAGUUGAUCUGGGAUAGAGCACUCGGAUUGCCUCUUGAGAGGCCCAAAAGUGUCACAAUGGAUUGGCUGGAAAAUUACUGCGGGAAGGUGGCUUCGGCCUGAACGGGAGAUGGAUGAGCAUCAUUUUGCAUUCGUGUCUGUCAAUAAAUUGCGAGAGCCUUGGUUUCGCGAUGCUGAGAGAAUGCACUAAUAAUAAACUGCGAGCUUCAUUAGUUUUUGUUGGGAUAUGUGGGUGCCUGGGCAUAGUGAUUAUUUUUUGGGGAGAGUAAAAAAUGGAAAGUCAAAUUUGACCAAAAAAAUUACAAUUUUCUUUGCUCCUGUUCUUCUGUUCUAAUUGUCUACCUGUCAGUUCUAAUAACAUUACCAUGACUAUAUCAAUAUGAUACUUGGUUUCAUAUAUUUCAGGAAA
Molecule: messenger RNA, 1939 nt
Organism: Punica granatum (pomegranate)
Lineage: Eukaryota; Viridiplantae; Streptophyta; Magnoliopsida; Myrtales; Lythraceae
Source: RefSeq, a predicted model, not a curated record